Messenger RNA from Brienomyrus brachyistius, 2395 nucleotides. It is a transcript of the gene asip1, whose product is annotated as agouti signaling protein 1. The transcript is spliced from 4 exons. Gene Ontology annotation, cellular component: extracellular region. Bases 282 to 656 code for a protein of 124 amino acids. Gene Ontology annotation, molecular function: neuropeptide hormone activity; melanocortin receptor binding. The record is from RefSeq and is a predicted model, not a curated record. Gene Ontology annotation, biological process: melanosome organization; hormone-mediated signaling pathway; positive regulation of melanin biosynthetic process. Lineage: Eukaryota; Metazoa; Chordata; Actinopteri; Osteoglossiformes; Mormyridae.
AACUUUGACCUUCUGUACCCUCUUGUAUUUUUCCCUCCUUUUUUUAAAAAACAAAAAGCGUGGAUCCGCCCCUGUCUCAAUAUGCCAUUUCACUGUUGUCCUAAAUUCCACCACUGCACGACUUUCAUGAUAUUUCCCUUCAUUAACGGAUGUGAAAGGACUCAAAACCAAAAGGAAAGAGAGGAGGAAGCUAGGGGGAAAGUACUUGCAGAUUUUUCCGAAGCAAGGACCUGGAGAAGGAACGUUUGAAGAUUCCAGCAGCCCGAAGAGCGGAUUCUGAUAUGAGUGCCAAGUGUUUGCUGUUGUCUCUGAUUCUCGCCUCUGUCAGUUUCCUCAUGGUCUACGCACACAUGAUCCUCGAAGAAAAGCCUGCCAGCAAUGGCUCCUGCUCAGCCCAUCUACAAGAGCAAACGCAUUCUGAUACUCCCUCCAUCCUAAUCGAAGAGAUACCAAAAACAAUGAAGAAGCCUGAUAAGAAACAGAAAAAGAACAACUUCAGCACCAAAAACAACCGACCGCCGCCUCCAGGCAACUGCGUCCCUUCGUGGGGAAGCUGCAAGAGGCCCAACUCCGUGUGCUGUGAAUACUGCGCGUUUUGCCAGUGCCGCCUCUUUAAGACCGUGUGUUACUGCCGCAUGGGGAACCCGAGGUGCUGAAUACCUGCGCCCGGAGGGCAUCCCUAUCCGGAAAAAGCCCAUUUUAAUGGUCUUAUUUCUAGGGGGAAAUGACUAAGACCUGGACGUAGAUGUCCGUUGUCUUGUAACAGCUCUGUUAUUUUUCUAAUAGUAGAAGCACACUUAGGCAUAUUUAGUAUGUUUUAAAUUCCAGUGAAAACAUUUAAUGCGAUUUAUGGGGAAGAAAACGAUACAAUACGGUAAUGGACAACUUUUUUUAUGAGACAUAAGUAUUUACCCUGAUGAAAAUGUUAUUUAUACAGCCGCGACUACAAAGGCAAGUACAGACACCCCUUCACAUUCGCAAGAGUAAGGGGCCAAUGUGAAAAUUAGCGAAUAAUACUUCGACCCAUUAUUAAAAAUGCAAAAUGAACAGCAGUGAAAAGUUUAAACGUUUCUGCAAGAAACCCCCCCCCCUAUUCCAUGGUCACAGAGACAAUUAACGAGUGAGGAGGGGCUGGUGACCGAGACUGAGAUGUCCGGCAUUUCCAGGCAAAGAUACGUAGGUCCCACAACCUCUUUUUUUAUAUAUAAAAAUAACUUCAUAUAAAAGAUAUAAUACCACUUGCACCAGUAAUUACUAAAUACUACAAAUUUCUGUAUAUUGUAUUAUCUAAUGUGAUCCAAUUUAUUUUAAAUAUUGUUUGGGCCUAUAUAUCUUUGGCUUAAGCGUCGUCUGCCAGUUUCUGCGAUCUCCCGAAAUAUUCCACUGAACUCGCAAAUAACCGAAACCGCGAAUGUUUGCAAGUAAAUGGGGAGAGGAUUCAGAAUGGAAAAGCUGAACCCGGCAUUCUGAGCUAAUUUAUUUACUCUGAACUUAAGUUGUGAAAUAUUGAUAUCUUUUGCUUGUGAUUAUAAGAUAUAAAACAGCAUAAAUACGCAUCUUUAAUACGAUUUUCUUCAUAUUAAUUAGGCCUGGUCUUUUUUUUCCAAGCCGGAUUCCUAAAACCAUUCCAAACGAUUUGUUUAUUUGUGUUUUCCUUAGUCACGUUUUCCAAGAUAUCUUACGUCUAAAAAUCAGUUGACGCGUUUUAAUAAAAAAGGGCCCGUUUUUAAUGGGCCCGUGAGUUAGACAAUUUAAAUAGUAUUACAGCGUUACAAGGGAAUAACUUUAUGACUGAAAGAUGAAGUGCAUAGUAGUGUUUUUGCAGGAUGGAGAUGAUUGUUUUUAACUGUUUUGUACUUUGUGUUUGGAUCGUUAUAUUUGACCAGGCUGACAGGGUCGGGCCGCAAGCAGAGAUGCAGGAAAGACAGGCGUAAAAACGCGGUACUUUAAUAAUGGACUGCUGUCAAGUUUAAUAAUGUACUGCUAUCACGUUUAAUAAUGGACUGCUAUCACGUUGCCGUUUGCAAUUGGCCUAUUGAGUUUUACCUUUCCUGAAUAUUUUGCACAUUUAAAGUUGCGUUUUGCUAUAAAUGUAUGUUCUUAUUGCAUAGCAAUUGUAUAAAUGUGUUUGGAUGCAGACAAUGCUACAUUAAAGUGACUAUUUUAAUAUAAUGUGCAAUUACACAACAGUUAGUUAUAUGACCAUGAAACACGUUUGGCUAAUCACUUUUUUUUCCUAAUCGUUACCAUAUGCUUAAUGAAGAGGGACUGCUAAUAAUCAAAUUUUGCACUAAUUCAAAUAAAUCAGCUGAUAUAUUUGCAGCUUAUUUUAAAUAGCAGAAAAUAUAGGUCUGAAGUUUGUAUUUUGAUAUAACAUUAAAUAGGUUUAUAAAGA